GCGCAGCUCCGCCUUUCGUGGUCUGCCACAGAAAACCGAAAGUGUCAUGGUAGCCGGCACGCGCACAUGUAUACGCGCGCGCUCAUAUAGACGCGUUUACGACUGCCGCAGCAGAGUGAAGUCAUACAAGUGGGACGGUUUGUGGAAGUCGUGAGAGGAGAGUUCCAUGUGACCGGAACACGAUUGUAUUGUUCUUCACUUCCUCAUUUACUUCCUCAACGCCGCCAUCAUGUCAGUGCUGACUCACGUGCUGGCAUGUUUGUUUGGCAUGGGCUCCUGGGUGGCAAUCAACGGAAUGUGGGUGGAGCUCCCGCUGAUUGUGCCACAGCUCCCCGAGGGUUGGUUCCUGCCAUCCUACCUCACGGUCCUCAUCCAGAUGGCCAACGUCGGCCCCUUGGUCAUCACCGCGAUGCAUCAUUUUCGACCAGGAGUGCUGGAUGAGAAGCCGGUUGUCUACUGCAUCGUUGUGUUGGGGAUCCUUGCGACAUUCCUUUUGGCUUUCUUCUGGAAGCACACAGUGACAAUAGGGAGCACCCUGUACAGUGCGCCCCUCUUGAUAUUAUGUUUCCUUCUCUCUGUGGUGGACUGCACCUCCUCUGUCACCUUUCUGCCUUUCAUGAUGCGUCUGUGCCCCCAGUACCUCACCACCUACUUUGCUGGGGAAGGCCUCAGUGGUCUGGUGCCUGCGCUGGUGUCUCUUAUUCAAGGUGUUGGUGUAGUCCGUUGUCACAAUGCCACUUUGACAGUUUCGUUGAACAAAACGUUUGACAAUUCCACCGUUGAAAGUUGGGAGCUCCAAGCUGUGUAUCAACCAGCCAAAUUCUCCGCUCAGGUCUUCUUCCUGUUCCUCAGCUUGAUGAUGGUGGUUUGCUUGAUAGCCUUCGCCCUACUCAACCAUCACCCAGCUGUGGCUCGGGAGAAGAAGAAGCUGUAUUUCAGGGAAGAAGUGAAGUCUGGAAAGAAGGAGCAAGUUUUCCCUUUACACACGCACACAGAAACACCAGAGCAAAAGCAAAUGUUAAAUCCCUUCGAGGAUAGGAGGAAACCUCGCACCUCCUUUGGCAGGGGCACCUACAGCAACUCCGAGAUGGCUUUCAUCUUUGUUGUCCUGGCUUGGGUGAACGCUCUGACCAAUGCAGUGCUGCCAUCAGUGCAGUCUUACUCCUGCCUGCCUUACGGGAACAAGGCCUACCAUCUGGCUGCCACAAUGGCGGCUGUUGCCAACCCACUGGCCUGUUUCAUUGCCAUGUUUAUGCCGGUCAGGUCACUCAUCUUCAUGUGUCUUCUGACUGUGUUUGGCACUGGAUUCGGAGCCUACAUCAUGACAAUGGCUGCUCUUAGUCCGUGUCCUCUGCUGGUCCACAGCGCAUCUGGAACUGCUGUUAUAGUGCUGGUUUGGAUCCUAUUUGUUCUCUCCCUGUCCUAUGUAAAGGUAAUAAUUGGAGUAAUUCUCCGGGAUGAGGGCCAUACCGCCCUUGUGUGGUGUGGGGCAGUUGUCCAGUUGGGCUCCAUGGUAGGCGCCCUUUCCAUGUUUCCGCUGGUAAGCAUCUAUGGCCUUUUCAAGUCAGGCGACGCCUGCAACACCAAGUGUCCGACGUGACAGAGAGGUGCUUAAAACACUGCUGUACACACCAGAAAGUCAACAUGCACUUGGACUGGAGUAUGGGCACAUGGGUGGGAGUGUUAAAAAGCCUUAGCAAUUUUCAACUCUUCAACAGAGCCUCAGGUAUCUGCCACUUCAUCUUGCUGUGUAAACAGACUCGGUCACACGUGGGAGAUUUCUUGUUUGACCGGCACUGUCUGUAUCAGUCUUCUGAAAGAGAAAAACUCCAAAUGUAUUGCUGCGUUUGUUUUUGUUUUGCAUUGUAAGUUCCUUAUCAAAUGCUAAAGAUGUCAGGUAUUUAUUAACAUGUGAUUAUUGAAAUAUUUUGAGUGCACCUCUAAUAUGUGGUAUUUUUUUCUUUCUUUCUAAAUUAAUACGUUGAUAACAGAGCACAUUGUUACGUCAAAAUACAAACUGCUGUCUAAUGUUACAUGGGUGGAGAAACUGUUGAAUCAAUGUAAAAUAAAACCAAAAUGAAAAUUC
This is a messenger RNA of Hippocampus zosterae (dwarf seahorse), 2086 nucleotides long. It is a transcript of the gene slc52a3-2b, whose product is annotated as solute carrier family 52, riboflavin transporter, member 3-B. The transcript is spliced from 4 exons. Gene Ontology annotation, biological process: riboflavin transport. Gene Ontology annotation, molecular function: riboflavin transmembrane transporter activity. NCBI's taxonomy places the organism in Eukaryota, Metazoa, Chordata, Actinopteri, Syngnathiformes, Syngnathidae. The coding region runs from base 230 to 1600 and encodes 456 amino acids. Gene Ontology annotation, cellular component: plasma membrane. The record is from RefSeq and is a predicted model, not a curated record.